Messenger RNA from Verticillium dahliae VdLs.17, 900 nucleotides. RefSeq lists its product as uncharacterized. The coding region runs from base 109 to 774 and encodes 221 amino acids. The transcript is spliced from 2 exons. Gene Ontology annotation, biological process: regulation of DNA-templated transcription. NCBI's taxonomy places the organism in Eukaryota, Fungi, Ascomycota, Sordariomycetes, Glomerellales, Plectosphaerellaceae. Gene Ontology annotation, molecular function: DNA-binding transcription factor activity. The record is from RefSeq and is a predicted model, not a curated record.
ACCCUACCGCGUCGCGAUCAAAGUCUGCUUAUAUCAACUACAUCUUUCAGAUGCUGCGCAUCGUAAGCUGUUUAAUCCGAACCUCUUAUCUCUCUUGAUUGUUUUACAAUGGAUCCUCAUAUUGCCACCACCUACCUACAAGCUUUCCCAUGUCAUUCAUCAGAAUCUACUGAACCUGAUUUUUUCAGUCAAGUUCCUGAAGCAAUGCUCCGAUUUUCUUACAAUCAUCUGGAGGCAGGCUUUCCGAGUGUUUCCAACCCUAGCGGUUAUCACUUUGAGAUGCAUGAAUCCAGUCAGCAAACUGUACACAGCGAAGAGCAGUUUCCCGCUCUAUCGCCGCCUCUGCGAGACCGGGAAGACUUCACCAGAACUCAACAACAUCCGAGAAAAAGGCGCGGAAGGCCGAGAUUAGAUGACAACACUACAAAUUCCGAAGAACGCCGACGCACUCAAAUCCGACUUGCUCAGCGAAAGUAUCGAGGCAACAAAGAAAGCUCAUACGAAAGAUCGCAGGCCACAGUCACAAGACUAGAAAAUAAACUAAGAAAGCUGAAAAAUCACUGGAUCGUCUUGAAAAACAUACCAGCAGUCAGAAGCAUCUUGGAAGAAUACCCCGAAGAGACAGGACAAGUUGAUUUCCUGUUCACACAAUCAUCAGAGGAUCAUGACUCGAGUGCAAGGGCGGAAGACGAUCAGACAGAUACUGUGCAUCAGGGUCAUUAUCCGGAGUGCAGGAACUCGAAGGCAUUGUGCAAUGUUGUGGGCGAUAUUUAAGUAGAACUCGGUGUCAAAUUGUCACUGACAAAAGGAUAGUGACCCUACUCAUCCCUUUGCACGCAACUUCCACGUGAAAUGAAUGUACUGAUUAGAAACUGGGGGUAGAUGGUUAUCUGAGAACCC